Molecule: messenger RNA, 2154 nt
Organism: Sardina pilchardus (European sardine)
Lineage: Eukaryota; Metazoa; Chordata; Actinopteri; Clupeiformes; Clupeidae
Gene: slc22a3
Product: solute carrier family 22 member 3
Exons: 11
Coding region: 31-1668 (545 amino acids)
Biological process (GO): transmembrane transport
Cellular component (GO): membrane
Molecular function (GO): transmembrane transporter activity
Source: RefSeq, a predicted model, not a curated record
AGAUCACUAGCUUUGCCGCCGUCUUGCAGAAUGUUAAGCUUUGAUGAACUUCUUAGCCAUGUGGGAGACUUUGGUCGAUAUCAGCAGAAAAUUUCUGUGUUAGGGUGUCUACCACUCGCACUUUUUGCGUUUGUGUUGGUCGGGGUCGUGUUUUUGGGCAAUUCUCCGGAACACUGGUGCAGAAUUGAUCACGCAGAGCGUAUCCAGGGAGACUGUGGCUGGAGUGAGAGGGAGCUGCGGCAGCACGCUGUACCCCUUGGAUCCUUCGACCGCUGCCGGAACUUUGAUGUUGAUUGGAACGCGAGUUUUAUUAACUGCAGCAACUUCAGUCAACUCUCCAGUAGGCCUACCUUUGCUGAUGCACCUGGACCCAAAUCAUGCGAAAAUGGAUGGGUGUAUGACUCGAAUCACACAACAGUUGUGACGGAGUUCUCCCUGGUAUGUGACAAGUCCUGGUUAGCCGAUCUCAACCAGGUAUUUCUAGCUGUAGGCUUCUUCAUUGGAGCACUGAUCACUGGAUAUCUUGCAGACAGGUUUGGCAGGAAGCCAUGUUUCCUGGUCUCCAUGCUUGGUCUCGGUCUGUCUGGGGUGGGCGUGGCCGUCUCCUCCCUCUAUCCUUUGCUACUGGCAUUCCGCUUCCUCCAGGGCUUCUUUGCAAAGGGAGCUUGGACAGCCACUUAUGUCCUUGUAAUUGAAUUCUUUGGAUCAAGGAACAGGAAAUUUGUGUCUGUCUUAUCACGAACGACCUACUCCAUUGGCAUGGUGAUUCUGCCAUGCUUGGCCUAUUAUAUCCAGUCCUGGAGGACCCUGCAGCUGGUCAUGACCAUCCCAACAUUUAUGUUUCUGGCUUACUACUGGCUUGUUCCAGAGUCUCCUCGGUGGCUGAUAUCACAGAGGAGAACAAAGGAGGCUAUGGUUAUUGUGGAAAGCAUGGCUAAAUGCAACAACACAUGUCUGCCAGAACACCUCCGGGUGGUCGAACCCCUCACAGAAAAGGAGGAAGAUCUGAACCGCCCUUCUUUUAUCGAUUUGUUCAGGACUCCAAACAUCAGGAGAAACUCUUUUAUCCUCAUUUAUGCCUGGUUUACAAGCACAGUUGUGUUCCAGGGAUUGGUGCUUCGUCUGGGAAUUACAGGAGACAAUGUGUUCUUAGACUUCUUAAUCUCAGCAGUAGUUGAGAUUCCCACUGGGCUGAUUUUCUAUCUUACUGUGGACCGGUUUGGACGGCGCCCCCUCAUGGCCACAUCAAACUUCAUUGGUGGCGUCUGUUGUCUGGUGGUUCCAUUCGUCCCGUUAGAACUUCUGUGGUUGAAGAAAACAGUGGCUAUACUUGGAAGAUUGGCUGUUGCAAUUGGAUUUGAGACAGUGAAUUUUGCCAAUUCAGAACUGUACCCCACUCCUCUCAGAAAUCUGGGCGUAUCUGUAUGUUCCUCAGCCAGUGACAUAGGUGCUGUGGUGGCCCCAUUCUUAUUGUAUAGGCUGGCUAGCGUCUGGCAGGAGCUUCCUCUCCUCCUUUACGGUACGAUGUCUGUGCUAUACAGCGCAUUGGUCAUGCUUUUACCUGAAAUGAGAGGCGUAAACCUGCUUGAGACUAUAGAAGACCUGGAGAAUAUGAAAAGGACCAAUUGCUUCUGUAAGGAUAAGAAGAAAUCAGAUGGCAUCAUCUGACUGCACAUUGCUAAUCUCUAGAGCUCAUCAAGAAGCUUCAUCCAAUCACGUCACAUGGCACCCAUGGAUGUGGAUGUAAACAUUUUGAAAGCUCAGAUGUCGUGUAGAUUGCACAGUCACUAUAGGAGCCCAAUUUGGAGUAUCACACACUUGACUGCACUAUACUCAUUAAGCAGCAUUUCUGGUUUAGACAUCUUUGCAGUAACAGUUUGUGGGUCAUGUGGGUGGUCUGGGCAUUUGGGUUUGUAUGUGGAUAUAAAAAGACUGCAUUUGGUAGCCAAUAUUCUGUGAACUCUUAGGGAUGUCCAUUUUUGCUGAAUUAUCGCAUGUAACGGAAAAACAAUGCCGUAAUUGUAUGAGAGAAAUGUAUUGGUGACCCACAAAUUGGUCUUUGUUUCAUUGUGUGUUCUCAUGUAUGGUGUCUGGCGGCAUGAGAAAGAUACCUCAUUAAAAGAGUGGUAGAGGAAAGGGGGGGGCAUUAUUUAA